Messenger RNA from Papaver somniferum (opium poppy), 2544 nucleotides. RefSeq names its product peroxisomal acyl-coenzyme A oxidase 1-like. Gene Ontology annotation, biological process: lipid homeostasis; fatty acid beta-oxidation using acyl-CoA oxidase; long-chain fatty acid metabolic process. Gene Ontology annotation, molecular function: FAD binding; fatty acid binding; acyl-CoA oxidase activity. Gene Ontology annotation, cellular component: peroxisome. Bases 159 to 2153 code for a protein of 664 amino acids. The transcript has 15 exons. NCBI's taxonomy places the organism in Eukaryota, Viridiplantae, Streptophyta, Magnoliopsida, Ranunculales, Papaveraceae. The record is from RefSeq and is a predicted model, not a curated record.
UGGGGAAUUAAAUAAACGUGCCUGACUGACUUCUUCUCCUUCUCUUCCAUAACAACAACACUACCUAAAAAAGAUGCCAGCUCCAUUAUUAGUUAUUGCUACAAAAACACAUGCUUAUCUUGAUUAGGAGAGUCUGAGGAUAAGGCUGAUCGAGGAAGAUGGAGGAAUUAGAUUACUUAGCUAAUGAAAGAAAAUCAGCUAAAUUUGAUGUUGAAGCUAUGAAGAUUGUUUGGGCUGGUUCCCAACAAUCUUUUGAAAUUUCUGACCGGAUGUCUCGUAUUGUUGCUAGUGAUCCUGCCUUCCGCAAAGACAAUAGAACAAUGUUGCCCCGUAAGGAAUUAUUCAAAAACACUUUGAGAAAGGCAGCUCAUGCGUGGAAACGGAUCAUUGAGCUCCGCCUUUCUGAGGCAGAGGCAGCCAAGUUGAGAUUUUUUGUUGAUGAACCUGCUUUUACCGAUCUUCAUUGGGGCAUGUUUGUACCUGCUAUAAAAGGACAAGGCUCCCAGGAACAGCAAGAUAAGUGGUUACCGCUGGCGUAUAGGAUGCAAAUAAUUGGAUGCUAUGCACAGACAGAACUCGGCCAUGGCUCUAAUGUUCAAGGACUUGAGACAACCGCUACAUUUGAUUCAGAAACUGACGAGUUUGUCCUACACAGUCCUACCUUAACUUCAAGUAAAUGGUGGCCUGGUGGACUGGGGAAAGUUUCAACUCAUGCUGUUGUGUACGCCCGUCUUCUAAUUAACGGAAAAGACUAUGGGGUGAAUGGUUUUAUCGUUCAACUACGGAGCUUGGAUGAUCAUUUACCUCUUCCAGGCAUCACUGUAGGGGAUAUUGGAAUGAAAUUUGGAAGUGGAGCAUACAACACUAUGGAUAAUGGUGUUCUACAGUUUGACCAUGUGAGAAUACCUAGGACUCAAAUGUUGAUGCGGGUUUCUCAAGUUACGAGGGAAGGAAAAUAUGUGCAAUCUGAUGUGCCGCGGCAGCUUGUCUAUGGGACUAUGGUUUAUGUGCGCCAAACUAUUGUAGCAGAUGCUUCUUGUGCUUUAUCACGAGCAGUAUGUAUAGCUACAAGGUACAGUGCUGUUCGGAGACAAUUUGGUUCACAGGAUGGAGGGCCCGAGACCCAGGUGAUCGAUUACAAGACUCAGCAAAGCAGACUCUUUCCUUUGCUGGCUACAGCAUUUGCUUACAGGUUUGUUGGUGAGUGGUUAAGCUGGUUAUAUACGGACGUGACUCAGAGAUUGCAAGCCAAUGAUUUCUCCACAUUGCCUGAGGCUCAUGCAUGCACUGCUGGUUUAAAGUCUUUGACUACUUCCACAACUGCGGAUGCAAUUGAAGAAUGUCGAAAACUAUGUGGUGGUCAUGGUUACCUAUCCAGCAGUGGACUGCCCGAGUUAUUUGCUGUAUAUAUUCCUGCUUGUACCUAUGAAGGAGAUAACACCGUUCUGCUUUUACAGGUUGCAAGGUUUCUCAUGAAGACUGUUUCUCAGCUGGGUUCUAAUAAAAAACCUGUUGGAACGACGGCUUAUAUGGGAAGAAUUGAGCACCUAAUGCAGUGUCAAUGCAAUGCUCAAAGAGCCGAGGAUUGGUUGAAGCCUAGUGUUGUGAUUGAGGCUUUUGAAGCGAGGGCUGCUAGGAUGUCUGUUGCAUGUGCUAAAAAUAUAAGCAAAAUGCCAAGCCCAGAAGCAGGCUUUGCCGAGCUCUCUCCGGAUCUAGCGGAAGCUGCUAUUGCUCACUGCCAGUUGAUUGUUGUUUCCAAAUUCAUUGAGAAGUUGCAACAAGACAUAGCUGGAAAAGGGGUGAAAGAACAACUCGAGGUUCUCUGCAGCAUAUAUGCUCUCUCCCUUCUUCACAAGCACCAGGGUGAUUUCCUUUCCACCGGAAGCAUUACCCCGAAGCAAGCUUCACUUGCAAAUGAUCAGCUCAGAUCACUUUAUGCUCAGGCUCGCCCAAAUGCUGUUGCACUAGUUGAUUCAUUCAACUACACGGACCAUUUCCUCGGCUCGGUUCUUGGACGUUAUGAUGGGAACGUGUACCCAAAACUGUAUGAAGAGGCAUGGAAGGACCCACUCAAUGACACAGUUGUUCCUGAUGGUUAUCAUGAAUACAUCCGUCCAUUACUGAAAAACCAACUUCGAACUGCAAGGCUCUGAAGUCACAAGUUGCAAGUAAGCAACCACAUAUUGAAAAAACAUAGAAGUUUAGUGAUUGGUUAAGUGCGAACAUAUUGAAAAAACACAAUGCUUCAAAAAAGAAAAAAUAUAUGAAAAAAUAAAUAGUGAUUGGCUAUAUUGUAAUUUUUUUAAUAUGGAGAAAGCAAUGCUAUGUGCUGCUAAGAAUAGAGAGAGUGCUAUGAGUCAGAUUUAAGUUAGCAAAGGUUUUGAAUGUGUUGAUCAAUUGGAACUUGUCUAUCCUCUUUAGACUCAACAGGAAGAGAAGCAAUUUAUAAGUUGGAUCUUUUUUAGACCUGUGUUUCAAAUGUUACCUAUCUUUUUUUUUUGGAAGCAUAGUGUUACCUAUUAGUAAAGUUGUCCCUUUUCCCCC